AUGUGUUGUACUUAGGAAGAGUAAUAGAAAUAAUAAUAAACGAUUGGUUCAGAAUGUAUAACAACAAAUCCAGAUAUUAGUGAAGCUAUUCCACUCCUGCAGUUGGUAUCCUCGAGUUGAACAGAUCAUAAACAGUGAUGGCUACAAUCAUAUGCCAUUAUAAAAUGAAUUCAGAGUCUAACCCACAAUUAAAACCAUUCAGUAGCAUCUGCAUAUCAGGAAACAAAUGAUAAGUGACAUCUUUUAUAGCUUUGUCCAGAACCCCAAGGACUUGAUGUUUCACUCUCAGAUGAAGAUUUCAUUCGUUUAAAAAUCCAUUAUUAUUGCAGAUAACAGUUAACAAUCACAGUUGGCUAUGAGUUUCAUCAAAGCAACUGACUUGUAAAUUUAUCCUCUCUAUGAUGUAGUCAUAUUGAUUUGAAAUUGGAGAUCAAUCAAUUCAUUAACUAUUUUUCUAAUCUGAUCCUAAAAUUUUACAAGGCCUCUUUGCUGAUUGACGAGAUAAAGAUGCUGGUUUUGGAUGAGUUGUUUGGAAAUGAAGUAUUUUAUAACUUUGUCAAACAACAAUAUGACAAGGGAUUACACAGUUAGAUAAUUGCCUAUAGAACCAAUAUACAAAGGAUCGAACGAUCUCAAAAAAAACAGGAUAAAAUAGUUGCCACUCUAUCAAAUAUGGUUAAUAAACGAUCUCCAAGGGAAAAACUACAAAUAUUAGAUAUGGUGGCUCAAAAAUUGACUUAGGAGAGUAAGAAUACAGAUGCGGAUAAAUUUAAUGAACUCAUCUAUGAUUUGAUUGUUUAAGCCAAUAUACCUUCGUUUGUGACCGAAAUUAAAUUGAUUAAUGAUUUUGCUGGAGAGAUGUACAUUAUUAUAUUUGAAUUUUACUAGAGAUUCAUUGGGAAGAUAUGGCUAUGUUCUUACUGUCUUUAUGGGGAUCUUAAUGCUAAUAAUUUAAAAUUAUUGA
Messenger RNA from Paramecium octaurelia, 964 nucleotides. NCBI's taxonomy places the organism in Eukaryota, Ciliophora, Oligohymenophorea, Peniculida, Parameciidae. The record is from the annotation of a GenBank genome assembly.